AGCGUUACAUUUGCGUUUUCUAGGGUUUAAAAUCAAAAGAUUCAAAACUAUACCGUGAUCUAGGUUUUCUACUGGGACUUUCUCGGAAACCAGUGGAUUAGCCGGUGAAAACGAAUCUCUGGCUCCUGCAAUUGCAUCACUAUUCUAAGCGUUCAGGCGGCUUCACCAUGUUAAAUAAUUGCAACAACCUUUUGACGCGCAUAGAAACAGCUUGCGGAUCUUUGCUGUCUGACUUGGAGAAAAUUUGGGAUGAAGUAGGAGAGUCUGAUUCUCAAAGGGAUGCUUUUUUGCUUGAAAUUGAACAAGAGUGCCUGGAAGUAUACAGGAGAAAAGCAGAAAAGGCAAAAGAAUCUAAAUCUCAACUGCAGAAAUCAAUUGCUGCCUCUAAGGCAGAAAUUACAAACAUCUCUGCUGCAUUAGGAGAUGAAAAGACACAUUUUGAUUUGAAGGCUGGAAGAAGCUUGAAGGAAGAGCUUCAGUCCAUUAUUGCAUUGCUAGAGGACAUGAAGAAGAGGAGAGCGGACAGAAAGAACCAAUUCAUUGAAGUUCGUGAGAAAUUAAGGACUAUAUCUAAUGAGAUUUUCAGAUCUACAAAAAAUAAUCUACAUAAAAUUGAUGAUAACGACUUAUCGAUCAGAAAACUUGAAGAAUUACAAAGACAGUUUCGUGAACUUCAAAAUGAGAAGAGAAAUCGUCUUAAUCAGGUACUAGAACAAAUGGACUCCCUAAACUCAUUGUGCAUGGUGCUCGGUAUGAACUUCAAAUGCAAAAUAAGAGAGAUCCACCCCACUUUGGACGAUCCUGAAGUGGAAAAAGAUAUAACUGACGAUACAAUUAAGAGGUUGGGGACUACAAUACAAAGUUUGCGAGAGAUCAAAAUACAGAGAAUGCAGAGGCUGUAUCAGCUUCAGGAACUUGGAACUUCACUGUUGGAGCUCUGGAAUAUGAUGGAUAUUCCAAUUGAGGAGCAAUGCGCAUUCCACAAUGUUACAAGUAAUGUUGCUGCCUUAGAACCUGAGAUCACCGAGCCUAAUAUGCUUUCAAUGGACUUCAUUAAUCAGGUUAAGGAGGAAGUAACGAGGCUAGAGCAGCUCAAAUCGAGUAAAAUGAAAGAAAUUGUCUCGAAAAAAAUGUUGGUCCUAGAGGAGAUGUGCCGAAAGACCCACAUGGUGACGGAAGCACUUAGUGCAUUGGAAUAUUCUGUUGAAGCUAUAGAAUCCGGAUCUGUGGAUCCCGUGCUCCUGUUGGAACGAAUCGACCUUCAAAUUGCAAAGGUUAGAGAGGAAGCUUUCAGCAGAAAGGAAAUACUCGAGAAGGUGGACAAAUGGUUGGCAGCAUGUGAAGAAGAGAGUUGGCUGGAAGAAUACAACAGGGAUGAUAAUCGCUACAAUGCUGGAAGAGGUUCACAUCUUGCUUUAAAGCGUGCUGAGAAAGCUCGUACAGUACUCAACAAAAUUCCUGCAAUGGUUGAGACAAUGACAUUGAAAGUAAAAGCUUGGGAGAAAGAAAGAGGGAUUCAUUUUCUCUAUGAUGGUGGUCGACUUCUUUCUAUGCUUGUUGAAUAUGGCAAUCUAAGGCAAGAAAAAGAGCAAGAAAGGCUGAGACAAAGAGAUCAAAAGAGACUUCAGGUACAGCUGAUAGCAGAGCAGGAAGUGCUUUUUGGUUCGAAACCCAGUCCUACAAAGAGUGGAAAAAAGACAUAUAGAACACCAUCAGGAGUUGCAAGUGAUCGGAAAUUCUCUCUUGGUGGAGCACUGUUUCAGAAUUUAAAAGCUGAGAAGGUCGCUCUUUCUAUGCAUCGUAAUAAGAGAGCUGACUGUCGGAAUCAAGUUGGCUCUUUAAAUCACCAGCAAUCUGGCGGUUUUGCACCAAAGUCCUCUGGCAAAAGAAAUUCAGAGAUAGCUGGUCAUUUAGUGAAGAAGCACUCCUCCAGAGCCAUGAAAACCUGUGAAAUCCAAUCACCAUUGAUUCGGAAACCGCUUUCUCCUGUUUCAUCCUCAAUGAUGGCGUCCAAGGCCAACAUUGCAAAUUUUAUUGAAGAUCAGGGAAAGACACAGAAUGGAUUGUUGCAGACAACUAUUCCAAAUAUCAAGAAGCAGAUGGUAACACCUUCCAGACCAGUUUUCGUCAGUGAUGAAGAGAACAAAACCCCAAUGACUAUGCCAAUUCCGGUACCAACCACACCCUUAACAUCAAUUCCCAUGUUAGUAGCCACAACACCAGCUACACCUGCUGUUUCACUUGGUCCCAAAAGACUGGAACAUGUUAUGGAACAAAUUGAAUGCUCAUUCGAAGAGGUGAGACUUAGUUUUGUGCGUGCAAGAGCUCAAUCGUGAUGCUGAUAGCAAGUGAGACAGUGGCAGCAAGGGAUGAACUUGGAACAAGUUGUCAUGAAUUUGUCAAUCCUUAUAAGAAGUCAAUUCUAAUUGGCUUAGUGAUUUCCCAGUUCUUUUCUUCCAUUUUUUUGUGUGACAAUACUAAUUAUUUCAUUGCCCAUUCUACGUUUCAAGGUGAUGAAAUGGCUAGACGAUUCACAAUAUACUGUGCUUGGAAUGAUUUUCGGCCGAUUCAAUGCUAGUGAUGCAUUGUGGAGCAAAAUUCUGGUAGCAUGUUGCCUGAAUAGGCUGAAAGGGCGUGGAGAUGAAUGGUCAUGUGUGCUUAGUUCAUCGAUUUCUGUGGUAAUGUGUGCUUAGUUCAU
Messenger RNA from Tripterygium wilfordii, 2698 nucleotides. RefSeq names its product 65-kDa microtubule-associated protein 4-like. Gene Ontology annotation, cellular component: spindle; cytoplasm. Gene Ontology annotation, biological process: microtubule cytoskeleton organization. Bases 168 to 2336 code for a protein of 722 amino acids. The record is from RefSeq and is a predicted model, not a curated record. Gene Ontology annotation, molecular function: microtubule binding. The transcript is spliced from 13 exons. Lineage: Eukaryota; Viridiplantae; Streptophyta; Magnoliopsida; Celastrales; Celastraceae.